UUGUGAUCACUGUUGUUGUUUUGGAUGCAUGCCACUUAAUUUAUUCUGUCCUCAACCUUAUUUUUCUGUGACAUCCCCAUACAGUUGUGUAGGACCAUCCAUCCCCCCAUAUUCCUCCCCUUUGCACACCUCCUCACUACUCUAUAUAUAAACAAAUCCACUAAUGAGCACUUUGCACAUCAUUUAUAGAGAGAUAAUUAUAAGAGUGUGUGUGUGUGUUUGUAAAAAGAAAGAAAGAAAGAAAGAAAGAAAGAUAGAAGAGAGAGAUAAAAAAACAAAAACAAAGAAGAAGCAAGCAAGCAAUGGGAAUUAAGAAGUACCGCAUACUAGUACUAUUGUUCUCAGUUCUCCUAUCCCUGCUCAUUGUCGAGACACCCACGGCUGCUGCCCAACUGAGCCAGAAUUACUAUGCCGGCAUCUGUCCGAACGUCGAAUCCGUCGUGCGCGGCGUCGUCUCGCAGCGCCUGCAGCAGAGCUUCGCCGCCGGCGCCGGCACCCUCCGCCUCUUCUUCCACGACUGCUUCGUCCGGGGCUGCGACGCGUCGGUGCUGAUCGCCAAUCCGAACGGCGACGACGAGGGCCACAGCGGCGCCGACCUGUCGCUGUCGGCGGACGCCAUCGACCUGAUCAACAAGGCGAAGGCCGCGGUCGACGGCGAUCCCCAGUGCACCAACAGAGUGUCCUGCGCCGACAUACUCGCUAUGGCUGCCAGAGACGUGGUUUCCCUGGUCGGAGGGCCGUUUUAUCCGGUCGAGCUUGGGAGGUUAGACGGCAAGGUGUCGACGCGCGCCAUCGUCAAGUACAGUCUUCCCGGGCCAACCUUCAAUUUGGAUCAACUCAAUUCCUUGUUCGCCGCCAAUGGCCUUACCCAGACCGACAUGAUCGCAUUAUCAGGUCGGUAACACUAUUACUGAUAAAUCAAAUUUUCUUGUAAUUAUAAACUAUUUUGAUUUUACGAACUAAUCCUUUAAAAUUUUAAUUUUACU
Messenger RNA from Ananas comosus (pineapple), 986 nucleotides. Its product is annotated as peroxidase 16-like. NCBI's taxonomy places the organism in Eukaryota, Viridiplantae, Streptophyta, Magnoliopsida, Poales, Bromeliaceae. Gene Ontology annotation, molecular function: peroxidase activity; heme binding. The record is from RefSeq and is a predicted model, not a curated record. The coding region runs from base 303 to 902 and encodes 199 amino acids. The transcript has 3 exons. Gene Ontology annotation, biological process: response to oxidative stress.